Messenger RNA from Malassezia japonica, 1011 nucleotides. RefSeq lists its product as uncharacterized. The record is from RefSeq and is a predicted model, not a curated record. Bases 1 to 1011 code for a protein of 336 amino acids. Lineage: Eukaryota; Fungi; Basidiomycota; Malasseziomycetes; Malasseziales; Malasseziaceae. The transcript has 2 exons. Gene Ontology annotation, molecular function: hydrolase activity.
AUGUCCCCUCCGGCACAGCAGGAGCACCAUGCCUAUAGUUUUCACUACUUUUGGCUAUUGCUGAAGGUGUACUUCCUUCGUGUGAUGGCCAUCCUGGAUGUGAGGAACUCGGACCACCUCCGUCCUCAGGUGGGCGAUGACGUCACGGUGGAGCGGAUCCAGUUCCCUUCGCGCGAUCCAGGACGUACCAUCACUGCAUACGUCUACACGCCAAAGGAUCUGCCUCCCGGCCCUUCGCCUGUGCACGUGAAUGUACACGGCUCUGGAUUUACCGUCUAUGCGUUCUUUGGUAACUCGCGUUGGUUCUGCUACAAGAUUGCGUCGAAGCUCAAGUGCGUUGUGAUCGAUACGGAUUACCGCAAGGCGCCCGAGUACCCCUUACCAUUCCAGCCGCGCGACAUCGAGGAUUGCGUUACCUGGGUCCAAACGCAGCCGAAGCGCUUUGACCUCGACAUGAUCACGAUGAGCGGCUUCAGCGCGGGCGGCAACCUGUGUCUCUCGACGGCGAACAACCUCGGCCGCGAGGUGGUCAAGGCGGUGAUCUCGUUCUACGCUCCGAUCGACGCCACCUCCCCGGGUGCUUCGAGGGGCAUCCGCUCCCACCCCGAGCCGAAGGAAUCGAGCCGCAGCGGUGUGCACCUGAUUCCGUGGGUCUUUGCGACGUUCUUCCAAUCGUACAUUCCGCUGCACCUCUCCCCCUCGGACCCCAGAGUCAGUGUGCUCUACCUUCCGAUCGAGCGCUACCCCGACUACAUCCUCCUCUGCGCCGGUCGCUGCGACGUGAUGUUUGAGGACUCGAACGACUUUUACAAGAUGGUCAUGGCUAAGGGCUCGGAGAAGCAAAAGGCAAACGUCGAGUUUGUGCAGGUCCCGGGCGAAUCGCACGCUUUUGACGAGCUCGCCAACUGCGAGGAGUCGAUCAAAUGGCGCGAGACGGCCUACGAUGCCUCGGUCGAGCUCGUUCGCAAGGCCCACGAGGAGGAGCGUGGGAAGCGUGCUGGACGUGUCUAA